AUGGGAACAGUAGCUUCUUUAGAAACAGCUCUAAAAGGCAGAACAACUGUGAAGGUCCAUGUGUCUCCUGUGCUUUAUCUGUACCUCAGACUGGUGCUGGUGGGUCAGGAGAAAGUGGGGAAGAGCUUAGCAGCAAACACCAUCCUGGGAAAGAAGGAGUUUGACUCCAGGAUCAGCUCCAGACCUCUGACUCUGAGUAGCAGGGAGGUAGAAGGUGUUGUUGAGGGCCGCGGGGUCUCAGUGGUGGACACCCGACUGUUCAGCUCUCGGCUGUCUCCAAAGGAGGUGAAAGCAGAGCUGCUGGCGGUGGUGAAGCUGAGCUCUCCGGGUCCUCACGCCUUCCUCUUCACCCUCCAGCUGAGACGCUUCACUGAAGAAGAGCAGAAAGGCCUGCAGACUCUGCAGACCAUGCUGAGUCCAAACAUCUCCAAAUACACCAUGGUGCCGUUCACCUACGGAGACCGACUGGAAGACACCAAUGUCCAGCAGCUCAUCAGAGAAGACGACAACCUGCAGCAGCUGCUGAAGAACUGCAAUGGCUACUGCCAUGUCUUCAACAACAGACAGAUGGAGGACAGGAGGCAGGUCCAACGUCUGCUGGACAAGAUAGACUCCAUCUCUGAGGGAGGACACUCGUACUACAAGAGCACCUCUGAGAGCUUCACAGUCAGGAUGUUUCCUGUUUCCUGA
Messenger RNA from Amphiprion ocellaris (clown anemonefish), 690 nucleotides. Its product is annotated as GTPase IMAP family member 6-like. Gene Ontology annotation, molecular function: GTP binding. NCBI's taxonomy places the organism in Eukaryota, Metazoa, Chordata, Actinopteri, Pomacentridae. The record is from RefSeq and is a predicted model, not a curated record.